Molecule: messenger RNA, 2333 nt
Organism: Cololabis saira (Pacific saury)
Lineage: Eukaryota; Metazoa; Chordata; Actinopteri; Beloniformes; Belonidae
Product: hydroxyacylglutathione hydrolase-like protein
Exons: 8
Coding region: 81-914 (277 amino acids)
Molecular function (GO): hydroxyacylglutathione hydrolase activity
Source: RefSeq, a predicted model, not a curated record
GUUAACACCUGGCGCAGGUGACAGGUUGUUACAGUAUUGAUCAAUUUUGGACUGUGUCUCCUUAAGCGCCUCUUGGUGUCAUGAAGGUGAAGGUGAUCUCCAUCCUGGAAGACAAUUACAUGUACUUGGUGAUAGAGGAGCAGAGCAGACGGGCCCUGGCGGUGGACCCUGCUGUACCGCACCGGUUGCUGGAGAUAGUGAGGAGAGAAGGGUUAUCUCUUGCUGCUAUUCUCACAACACAUCAUCACUGGGACCAUGCUCGAGGAAACGAGGCUCUGCUGAAGGAGAUUCCUAGUUUGAAGGUGUAUGGUGGAGAUGAUCGAAUCGGAGGUCUGACGGAUAAACUGACAGACGGCCAGGAACUGAAGUUUAGCUCCAUCAAUGUGAGGUGCCUGUUAACUCCCGGCCAUACCUCUGGUCACAUGUGCUACUUUGUUUGGGAGGAUGAGUGCACGGACGCCCCCGCUGUGUUCACAGGGGAUACGCUGUUCAUCGGUGGAUGCGGGCGGUUUCUGGAGGGCACGGCAGAACAGAUGUACCACAGCCUGACCCAGGUGCUCGGUUCCCUACCUCAAGAAACGAAGGUGUUCUGUGGACAUGAGUACACCAUCAAGAACCUAAAGUUUGCCAUGCUGGUGGAGCCGGAGAAUGAAAAGGUUAAAGAGAUGCUGAGUUGGGCUAGGGAAAGAGACGACGACGACAAGCCCACAGUGCCAUCCAGCCUUCUGGAGGAACUUGAAUACAACCCCUUUCUUCGGCUCUCGGAGGAAGCGGUGCAGAAGUUUACAGGGAAGACGGACCCUAUAGAGGUGCUGAGAGUCUUGCGGAAGGAGAGGGACAAGUUCAAGAAGCCCAAGGAAAGACUUCCUCCUCACGCCAUGCUGUCUCUGGAGUGGGGGCUGUUCAGGCCCUGAGAUCCACUCUCUCAGCUCUCCAGUCUAACGACUGAACGCAGCUCGACACAGGACUGUAAAAUUAACUGCAUUUGAUGCUUUCAGUCUUAUAUUUUUGGUUGGCCAUCAAUUGGCUGAGUGUUUUAUUGAGUAUCAGAACAUGGUAACAACCAAGCUGCUUCCAUUGAAGUCCCCCUUUAAAAGGCCAAACCAUUCUGAUUUUCUCAGCAUGCAGCAAUUAGAAAUGUUCUUUGUAAAGGAAGUUAGGAGAGACGUUGUUCCAGAAAGCCCAGUCUGCUCUGGUCGACCAGCUCCAGUGUCUGAUCAAACAUCGCCCACCAUCCUGCAUCAUUUCUGCUAAAAAUAGCUUUUCAUUUGAUGCUGAAUUAUUACAUGCCCACCUGAUUGCAAGAUACGUUUUAGAAACUCUUUGAGAAAAUAAAACCCCAAAUAUCAUUAAUUAAACCUAAUUUUUCUUAAUUUUAUCAUUAUUGGGCAACACAUCAGUGUAUAAGUGAUGUAUAUAAUGAAAAACAGAUUAAACACAAACAUAUAAUGUGAUUGCGCGGGGAUGUUAGAUAUUCAAUUAAUGUUAAUUAAACUAUGUAUCUAUUGCCUUAAUGCUAGUCUGUGUAGCAAUAACAGGGGCUGACGUGAACUUUGAUAUUCUGCCCCCCUGUGGUCAGAAGUGGUAUUGCUACAGAGACUGGCUUUAAAAACUGUAUGAGAGAAAUAACCCUAAUUUUUAUGAUCUCUUGAUACUGUAUUAGAAAUUUUCCUUGGUUUAUUUUCUGCUUUUAUACAUUUUUGUCUGGUAACCAUACCAUUUUUUUUCUUUUUUGCCUCCGCCUCCCAUUUCCCAUUUGACUGGAUAUAGUUUUUUGUGAUGGGUUUCACCGGAGAUAUAUACAAUUUUUUAUUAAAAAUUCAAUUUAAUUUCAUGGGGAUGUAAGAAAAAAAGAAAAAAAAAGACAAAAUACAUUAUUAUGAAUGUCAAUUGCUGCUUUUCAACCCAAAGUGUACUCCCAAACUGUUCAAAAUCCUGAAAUUGUACAUUAAAGUUCCACAAUAAACAAAUCAGUCUAUAUACUGAUUACUAUGUUUCAAAAGACUUUACAAAACACAGAUUUAAAUAAUCUGUUUAUUUUUCAAAAUGUAUGUAUAUACAUGUAAUUAAAUAAAGAAUGAAUACUUUUCUAUUAAUUUCUUACAUUGUAAAGUUUAACAUAUGUCACACAAAAUGGUGUUAUUUAUUAUAAGGCCUAUCAGCAGUAUGAGGUCAAACUAUUUGGUCACAUGAAAUGAUCUGACCAUGAUGAAGCACUGUCUUUUUUCUGGUCUUCUUGUCAGGCACACAGCAGUAAAGUACUUAAAAGGAACACCUGCGUUUGUCAGAUUUGGCCCACAUAAUCCUCUGAACAACAUUGUGACAUUAAUUUG